Messenger RNA from Aegilops tauschii subsp. strangulata, 666 nucleotides. Lineage: Eukaryota; Viridiplantae; Streptophyta; Magnoliopsida; Poales; Poaceae. The record is from RefSeq and is a predicted model, not a curated record.
AUGCCUCCCCCUUGUACCGUUAGGCCAAAGCCGGCGGUGAAGAAGAAGAAGGAGACGACCACGACCCCCGGGACCCAGCAGCUUGCCCCGGUCGCGCAACCUCUGGCACGGAAGAGCGGUGACGGUUCCCGCGCCUCAGCGGCCGGGUCGUCCUCGCAAGAUUCAGGGGCCCGACCUCAGGAGAAGGCGAUCUCUAUGGACAAGCCGGCUCCGGAGGCGCCUGCCCCCAGCCUGCCUGCCGAGGCUCCGAAGGCUCAGGAGCCCCCGGCCUCUUCUGGUGCGAUCAACCUGCAGGCCUUGGCGUCGAUGCUGCCUCCUCCUCUUCCCAUCACGCCGCUGGGCCGUGAUCCUUCCGCCUCGCCUCAUGCUCCGGGGGAAGCUCUUUCCACGCUGACCCAGCUUCGGGACGACCUUCAAGGCGCCAACCGUCGCGUGGCGGCAGGGCGCCUGGAGUUGAUCUCGGGGUGGCUGCGCUCCGACGCGUCUGUUAGGGCGGCAUUGAGCCAGGCCAUAGCAGCCUCCGAGGAAGGCGAGCGGGCCGCUGGCCUGGCCGUUGUUGCUCGUGACGUGGCGCCGAAGGAUGCUGAGGCUGCCCAAGAGCGCUGCCGGUUGGCGGAGGCCGAGCUGGAGACCAUGCGCAACGAGGGCACAGUCGAGGCUCGUUAG